Molecule: messenger RNA, 3087 nt
Organism: Aspergillus niger
Lineage: Eukaryota; Fungi; Ascomycota; Eurotiomycetes; Eurotiales; Aspergillaceae
Exons: 5
Coding region: 1-3087 (1028 amino acids)
Molecular function (GO): protein binding
Source: RefSeq, a predicted model, not a curated record
AUGAGCUUCGGCUUUGGUGUCGGUGAUUUCCUGGCUACUUUGCAACUCGCCGAUGACUUAAAGAAGCGGUUCGCCCAGGCACCGAGUGGCUUCAAGGCUAUCUCCGGAGAUGUAAAAAGCCUAUGGGCGCUUCUUCAUGAUCUCAAUGAUAUUCCCAACGAAGGCCUCAGUACGACCCAGAAAAUGGAAUUGGAUAUAAUCGUCCAGCGAGGCCGCGAAGUCCUGUUGGAGAUUGAACACAAGUUGAGCAAAUACAAUGUCCUUGCCUUUGCAACUUCGGACUGGAAGACAAAGGCCGUCCGAGCAUGGAGUCGAGUGAAAUGGGACCCUGCAGAGGUGGACAGCAUGCGGAGUCGCAUCACUUAUUGUCUCUCGCUGUGGAAUUUAGUCAUGGGUAAAAUCAAUCAAGAUCUCACCUUGGAGAUUGGGGCAGGCAUUCAGUCCAUGAAGGGCCACCACGACAUGCAGCAGCGCAAUGAGACGCUUGCUUGGAUUUGUCCUGUUGACGUCUCGGAACAAAAGCACAGAAUUCUGAGCUCUCGGCGCGAAGGCACGGGUGAAUGGUUCCUUGAAAGUGAAGAAUUCCGUUGUUGGAUCUCUGAUGAAAAGAGCAAGGUUCUUCUCUGCACCGGGGCUCCUGGCGCUGGCAAAACGAUGCUUUCUUCGAUCGCAGUCGACCAUUUCCAGCAAGAGCUUGCCCACAAUAGCAGCGUCGCGGUUGCUUAUCAUUAUUUCAAUUACCAGGAACGUCUCGAAUUCACCGAGCUUCUGUCAAGCCUCCUAAGACAGUUACUUCAGGGAAAUCAACGCUUGUAUGAGACUAUCACCAAAAGACGCUACCUUCUCCCACCCAGGUCUACCCGUUUGACCAAAGAAAAUAUCAAAAAGGUUUUCGAUGUGGUGUUGUCUGAAUGCAGUGAAGUGCUGUUGGUUGUUGAUGCACUGGAUGAGUGCAACGACGUAUAUGUGAGGCGUCAAUUUCUUGCCUGGACUAGAAACCUCCUUGACCUUGGUGGUCGUACGAAGGUUAAACUCCUCGCGACUGCCCGACCCGGCGAUUAUUUUGGAACUCUAUCGUCUAGGGGUAUUACUUUGGAGGUCCAAGCCAACAGAGACGACAUGGAAAGCUUCCUCGACGGGAACCUCGACUAUCUCCCGGGUUUUCUUCGAAGGAAACCUGAGCUCUGGGGCUAUAUUCGAAACCAAAUUCUUGAAUCCGCUGAUGGAAUAUUCCUGCUCGUGCGUCUCUAUUACAACUUAAUCCUGGAUGAGAAGAAUGAAAGGAGAGUCCGAGCACUUGGAAGUAAGUUUCAGUCGGGCUCGGGGGCUUACGACCAUGCAUACGAGGAGACAUUGAAAAGGAUUAGCCUGCAAAGCUCCUUCUCUCAAGACCUUGCCAAAAGAGUGCUUGGGUGGAUCACCUUCUCUGCACGGCCACUUAGCGCUCUAGAGCUACAACAUGCUAUUGCGGUUGAGAUUGGUGAGCCCGAUUUUGACAAAAUGAAUGUCACGGACAUCGAAGAGAUAGUUUCUGCCUGCUGCGGCUUGAUCACGGUUGACAAAAGCAGCAACACGGCUAAGCUGGUGCAUCUUACUGCCCAGGAGUACUUGAAGCGGACGUGGAAGGCUUGGUAUCCAACAGUUCAUGAAUACCUCACUGACACUUGCCUCACGUACGUGUCCUUCGACGCCUUUGAUCCGAAAACCUUGUUAGAAAGUGGUUGUCAAGAGCAUCGACAGGAGUACCCGUUUUAUCAGUAUGCCGCUACUGAGCUAGGGAACCAUCUCCGCCAGAGCCUGGGCAGCAACACGCUUCUCGCUUCAUUCAUCAAGAAUGAUGUCAAGGUUUCACGGUGUAUGCGAGAAAUGUUCGGCCUGUCAGAUACUGCAUACGGACUUUCAGGGAUCCACCUUGCGUCGCUUUUUGGCCUAGAUCAGUGCAUGGAAGAACUUGUUGGCCCUGAGAGCAACUUUGUAAAUACUCGGGACUACCUUGGUCGCACACCCCUCACCUGGGCUGCAGGGUUUGGUAAUAGCGCAGUGGUCGAGUUCCUACUCGACCAUGGAGCCAUUGUCGACUCUGCUACAGCCGAGAACUUUACGCCUCUCUUCUACGCCGCAGCAUAUGGUCACCAUGAAGUGGCCAGGCUGCUAAUUGGCAGAGGUGCGAACGUUCAUUAUGAGACUGAAAACAAAGAAACUCCUAUAUUCUUUGCCGCGAAGAGCGGCGCUGGAAUUCGAGUCGGUCCUAUAUCCCUCGUCAACAUGGGCGAUCAUGCACAGGUGAUGAAAGUUCUACGAGAUGCAAGCGCCGAUAUCAAUCGAGAGAAUAAGCGAUGGGAAACCCCCUUGUUUAUAGCUGCGGCAAAUGGCAACCUGCGUGCUGUUGAACUGUUACUCGAGUGGGGUGCCAGGAUAAGCAGCACCGAUAAAUGGAAACACCAUGUAGCAGACCCCCUGACUGCUGCCGCGCAAAGGGGGCACGUCGAGAUAACCAGGCUUCUCCUUGUAAACGGUGCAGGCUCUCCCAGAUGUAUGAGGGACACAGACGUCUCCCCAUAUUUCUGGGGGCUAUCCUGUUUGACAAAGGCUGAAGUGGAAGGAGAUGACGAUGCGAUGGAAGCAAUCCUCAGAGAAUCGUGUAGUCCCGGCUUUCGAGACGAAUUCCACCGCCUACCAUUGCACUGGGCAGCAUCGCGAGGCGACAUUAGUCUCGUGCAGCGCAUCUUGAAGACCGGAUGCGACCCCAACCCCAGAGACAUAUUCGGACGAACACCCCUAUUCGCAGCCAUUUGCAUGGGUCAGGUUAAAAUGGUGGAAAUGCUGCUUGAGAUUCCCAACAUUGAACCCCAUAUUGAAGAUAAAUUGGGCUUUACUCCGCUUCAGGAGUCAUAUCGAAGAAAAAUAUACCUUAACGAUACCAGAUACAAUCCCUUUUACAUGCCAGGAAUAACUGAUGCAGGGGCCUGGGACAGGAUCACCGAUCUUCUGAAAGCCAAAGCCGGCUUACCUGAGGAGGAUCUAGUCCAUCAUUCGUCGGAACCGUAUGGCGAGGUAGAAGAAAAAGAGAGAAGGAAAACUAAAUGA